Molecule: messenger RNA, 12571 nt
Organism: Mastomys coucha (southern multimammate mouse)
Lineage: Eukaryota; Metazoa; Chordata; Mammalia; Rodentia; Muridae
Gene: Nkain3
Product: sodium/potassium transporting ATPase interacting 3
Exons: 7
Coding region: 765-1421 (218 amino acids)
Biological process (GO): regulation of sodium ion transport
Source: RefSeq, a predicted model, not a curated record
UCUGGGUCCUUUCUCCCCAUACACCAAAGAGAGCAUGGAUUACUCCCCAGGGCAGCUUGGGGAAACCUAUCUCCAGGUUUUGCAGUCGCUUCCACCCACUCCUCACACCCAGAAAGAAAACCUACAGCUUAUGACUCCACAAUUACUCUGUGAGCCUGGGAUUCAAAUCCCUGGUGGCCUCCCAGAUUCAAGCUCAUUCACAUUCAUUCUCAUCCUCUCACAGUCUCUUUCUCUCUCCCCAGACUCCUAACAAGACAAGACGAUCCUCCCCAGAGACUCUCUUUCAUUCAUCCCCUCCCAACACACACACACACACACACACACACACACACACACACACACACACACACACACCACACACACACUCGCGUGAGCACCGACCCAGACAGCCCAUCGCACUUUCCAGACGCCCACCUCCUGCACACUCCCCUCCCCUAAAAGACAUUCACCCACUCACCAGCUGUAGCCUCUCCAUCCCCCGCCCUCCGCCCGGCUCCCCCUCCUCAAGAAGCCGACCCUCGCGCUAGGAGGUAGGGACCCCAGCAGACGCACUGCACGGGCGCGCCGCACUGACCUCCGCCCGCCCUGCACGCAGAUUAACAAAGGCGGCGGCGAGCCCCACUCCGAAAGCGGAAAGCCGGCCGUGGGGUCCGGAGCCGGCGCCCAGUAGGAGAGCGAGCAGCGCGGGCUGCUCAGAAGUCGCGGGGUACAGCCUGAGCUCCCAGAUCUCUCUCAAGCGGCACUGCUGGGACGCUGGCUGCACCAUGGGCUGCUGCACCGGGCGCUGCUCGCUCGUCUGUCUCUGCGCACUGCAGUUGCUUUCAGCAUUGGAGAGGCAGAUCUUUGACUUCCUUGGCUUCCAGUGGGCACCCAUUCUUGGAAAUUUCCUGCAUAUAAUAGUUGUCAUAUUGGGUCUGUUUGGAACCAUUCAGUACAGACCACGUUACAUCAUGGUGUAUACAGUAUGGACUGCUCUCUGGGUCACCUGGAAUGUGUUCAUCAUCUGCUUUUAUUUGGAAGUAGGAGGCCUCUCUAAGGACACAGAUCUGAUGACCUUCAACAUCUCUGUACAUCGCUCAUGGUGGAGGGAGCAUGGACCUGGCUGUGUUCGGAGAGUGCUACCGCCGUCAGCCCAUGACAUGAUGGAUGACUACACAUAUGUCUCAGUCACAGGCUGUGUCGUUGAUUUCCAGUACCUAGAGGUCAUCCACAGUGCUGUACAAAUACUGCUAUCUCUGGUUGGUUUUGUGUAUGCCUGUUACGUGAUCAGCAUUUCCAUGGAAGAAGAAGACACCUUUGAUUUCAUAGGUGGACUAGACGCGCACUCCCACUACCAGGAUCAUGUUGAGUUAAAGCCUGUUAAACCUGUCGAAAUAAGUAAUGACAUUGACUCUGAAAUGCGGCUCCUGGACUUGAGUUAGGGAACAAAGCACCACUGGCCUCUAGCUCUGGGGAUCCCACAGCACCACCUUGCUCCUAGACAGCAGGACUGCGCCCCCUGCCGACCAGACCAGAGAACACGGAGCUGCGAGGUCUCAGCCUGUGUAACAUUAGCAUUGUUUGCUAGAUGAGCUCUGGGGGCUUGGGUGGGGUUUUGUUCUUUUUUUUUUAAGUCAUCUUCUUAUAUGAGCACUUGUAAAUUGUAAAAAAAAAAAAAAUGGUUUUUAAUUUUUUCUUAAUUUAACUUGAGGCAUGCAAAAUGAAAAAAAAAAAUCUGUGAAAAUCUUCUCCAAGUCAUUUCUAAGCGGACUGUCUGUGUUACUGAGCUGUGACAUCCAGGUUACUGGCCCCUGAACCCUGCUAAGCUAAUGGUUUUGUGUACGCAGACAUUGCCUCUGGGCAUCAGACACAAGGUAGACCUGUGGCAGAUUGCACAAAGAAUGGAUCCAACUUUCAGACUGAGCACAGAUCACUGUUUAAACAGCACCAGACACAGAGAAAACAUGGAGUCCUUUGUUCUGAAUCUCUAAAGAGUCCACAACAGUAUUCUGGCCUGGAAAUCUAAAUUUAAAGAUUGAUGUAUCUCUUAUUCUUGCAACAUCCUGAGACAAAUAUGCAUGUGUAUGUUUAUAUUAUGAUUGAGUACAAAACAGAAAUGCUGUGUGGAACCCUUCCCCUAUACAAGGAGUUGGCUGUCUAUGAGGUUCAUAUUUUCUGCACUUUGUUUCACUCCCAACACUGAUGUCAGACCUAAACAUACAACUCAAGGGCUGUGGGACAGAAAUUACAGCCAUAAAUCUAUAGCCAGGAACUUUUAGGAUAGUCAAAGGGAACAUUCAAAUGCUAUAGAAUUCUCUAUAGAAAUCUGUAACAAAAAUAUUUAUGCUUGAGUUACAUCAGUUUUUCUUUUUCCUCCUAUUCAUCCCAAUAAUCAAGAAAAUUAAGUGGGAAAUCUAAUUUUCUAAGGGGAAGAAUAGGUCCAUCUUGGAAAAAGUAUUACAAUGGUGGGAACCUUUAGAUUCAAAUAAAAUAUACGUAUGGUGAAAUGCAUAGAUUUUAAGGGUACAAUGAGAAGUGCACAAACUGAAUGAGCAAUGCUUCAACCAAAAUACAGAACAUGUCUGACACUUUAGGAACCUUCCUUGGUCCCCUUUUCCAUCAGUCUUCAUGAUGCCGUUGACCCCCAAUAAAUACCCCAUUAGAAACUGCAGCAUGCUUGAUUUAGUCUACUGGUGUAAACUAGUUUUGACAAACUAUCUGGCCACUGUAACAUGACCAAAUAUCUGACCACUGUAACAUGGCCAAGUAGAUUGAUAAAAUCCAUGUUGAUUCUCACUGCUGAAGUUUAACUGCAUUGCUGAUAAACUGUCUGCUCACCAUGUAAGGCCAGUAUUUGUCUCAUUGCAGUGUUUUCCUGUCUCUGUGUUAGUUCCCAUGUGAAAAGCCAUUUUGCUCCUUUCAUACACACAUGGAAAUUAAGUCUUCCCUUCAUCACAGCUCUGUCUGUUCACUGUUUGCUCCAGAGACAGUCCAGUGCAGCUCAUGUAUCUCUAAGGCACCCAUAAACCACUGGAAUUGGUAUGAGUUUUUGUAUAUUUAUGGAAGUCUCUCUCUUCCCUCUUCUCCCUCUUAUGUACAUAGAUUUCCCAAGUCUGCUAACAGUCAAAAUUUAAUGCAGUCACCUCUGCCCUCAUGUCUUGAAGGUUGUGUCCUGUCAGUCAGUUGGUUUCUCACUGAGAAUAAACCUAGAUUCUAAAUGACAAAGAGCUCCUGGAACCUGAAAGGUGGUGCCAUCAAAUUCCCAUUUGAGGAGCCCAGGGUUGUGUCAGGGAGUAGAAGAAUGACACAAAGCCCAAGUCUUGUCACUGAACCACCUUGACACCAAGCCUUGUUAGUCAUGGCCAACCUGGCUUCAGGUUCAGCCUUCUUUUGAAUGAAUGACUUACUCUUCCUUGGCACAUCCUGCUACACUGUGUGGCAAUGCAGGAACUAGGAUGCCAUCAGCUUAUUCAGGGGAACUUCCAAACAUGUUCCAAAGCCAGCAAAAGUUGGACAGAAGGACGAAGGGAUUAGAGAACUCUUGGACAGGAAAUGCCUUGGGCAUGGAGCAAUCCACAUCAGAGAAAAACUGUAAGAGCAUGUUCCCCAGUGAUCUUAACUUCCUUUCCUGUCUUCAUACUUCUCUAAACCUUGAACGUAGUUGGUUCACUUCAUUUUAGAAGACAACAUGGCAUCUUGUUCUAGCAAUAGACUGAUGCAUUUUCUUAUUCCUUUGGUAAAACAAGCCUUGAUGUUCCCAUAAAUACAAAUAAAAGAGGCAGCUAUCUUUUAGUAGCUCAACCUGACAGGAUAUAGAAAGAUGGCUGACUACCUGUUUCAUCCACUACAUAGUCCUUUUCUGAUAAGCAAAAUUUGUCUCCAUUAGAAUCGACUGAAAUGUGUGUUGUGAAGGUUGGAAAAGCCAUCAUGAUUGCUAAAUCGAGGAGCAAGUAAAAACCAAAAUUGUACUUUUUGCCUCUGAAAAUUAGAAUCUUGCCGAGAUAAAACAGAUCUUCAUUUUGUACUUAAUUUUAAAACUUAUGUUUCCAAAAUGGUCUCACUAUGGAAAACAUUCUGGGUGUGUUGUUUUGAAAGUAAAUACUUAUCACUUGUGGGUCACUUUAAUAAGGAAUUUGGAAAAAAAACUUUACAGAUUGAUUAGAAGUCAGUGUUCUGACUUGACAUUUUAGCCCAAGACAAUAUAUGCUUUCUUUCAAGGGUUGGAUGAAUAAAGUAGGAAAAAAUACAAAUAACUGAUGUGUUAUGGACUGGUCACAGGCAGCUCAGAUAAAACCAAGCCCAAGACAGAUAUUUCUGUGCUAAUGAAGUAAUUCCAGGAUGGCUUAAUGUGUCCCUGAACUAGCCCUAAGAUGUAAACAAAGCUACUGGCCAAGGAAAUGAUACAAACUUGGAGUUUUGGAAAAGGUCCUCCGACCUGGCUUCUCUACUCUCUUCCUUGAUAACCAGCAGCAAGCGGACAUAAAAACUGGCUUCUGGAGUGGCCCAUGCUUCAGUGAUUGUUGAACUUCUGACACCAUUGUUGAACUCACACAUGCCCAUUUGUCUUUUAAAGACUCAGAAACCUUAAAUCUCUGAGCUUACAAAAUAUUUUUUUUUUUAAAAUGCAAGUAGCCUAUAACAUUUUCAAGUCAAGGAGCCUUUAGAGUGUCCAGAAGUCAACUUUAAAUGUUUAUUAUAAAUAAGGCUACAAAUUAAGAAUAUUUUGUCCAAGAGCAAAACCAAUGGAAAACAUUACUCCUUGUGUGAUUAAAUAGCGUACCACUCAGAAAAGGAGUUGGUACAUUUUAAACAUUAGACAAACGUAUUUGUUGAUUAAGAAAAAAAAUCUGAAAAGUGGAAGACUAGAAAAAUUCACAUUUUGUUUUGUGAGUAGCAUCUCUUUUGCUCCUGAAGAGAGUUAUAGAAAAGGCCAUUUCUACAUAGUGGAUAAAUCUUCUUAAAUUCUGGAAUCUGUUUGGGGAAUUAGUGCCUACAGAGAAUUAACCAUUUUCUUUGAACUUGCAUUCAUAUAAAGGGUAUGGAUCCUAUUAAAUGGUAAAUGUUUUUUAAAAAAUUAAAUAUUCAAAGGAUCCAAAUAGGCAUUAGCUUGAACUUGAGAGAUAAGUUAAAAGAAUAAAGCAAUGGAGGAAAGAGAACAGCAAAGAAGUAACAGAGUGAGACAUAGGUUGAAAGAACGGAAAUGGAAAGUUAUGCCAUCUUGAUUUGGAGAAUGUCAGUUUUGCUCCUUUGGUCAAAUGGCCGUGUUUGUUUCACUGAGUGAAGACACUCAAGCACAUUUCCCUUCCUCUUUAAAGCUGAUAAGAAGUUGUCUGAUGAAAUAGAUAAUUCAGGUGGUUUUCCCCAUAGUAUCUGCUUUUAUAAACAACCAGCCAACCUACUUUAGAGUUAAGUUGAACCACAAAUGACCAUUGCUGUCACCAACACUAACAACAGAACAACAGCAGCUUAACUAAGAGAGUUAGCUAUUCCUCUUCAUAUUCUAAAGUUCUGGAUACCGUCAACAGAGAUUAGUAUGACGUCCUCCUAGAGAGCUUGUCCUCUUGUUGCUUCAUCUUUUGUUCCUAUGGGUCUCAAAUCAUAACAACAUUUAAAAUGACUGCUGAAGCAUAUGUCUGGUUGUUAAUUCCAGCCAAGGGGACUAAAGACAAGAAAGGCAAAAAAGAAUGGCAUUUCUUUUGUCUGAUGACAAGCCUCAGAAGCUGACUUAGAGUAUUUCUACUUACAUCAUUUGCCAAAGUUUGGUCUACUCCAAACUUUGUUGCAAAAAAUACUGGGCACUAGAGCCCUAUAUUCUAGAUGAUAUUGUACCCAUCUAAAACUUAGAAUAGUAAACACAUAUAGAAGAAUAUUGAGCAGUCUUUUUCAUACACUUCAAGAGCAGCAUCUUGUUGAAAAUGGAGGUCUCUAAUUUUUAGCUGUUAUAGAUUGUACAAAAAAGAUAUAUAUACUUUCUAAUAUUGUGAAAAAUAUAAUCAUCAUCCUCAUGAAAUAAAAUUGUCUGCUUCUUGCUUUCUUAUCUGGUCUUUAUGGUCAGAAAGAAAACCUAAUAUAUGAUGCUAGGUUAUCCAGUAUUUUGUUAAUUCUGUAGAAUGUAUUUUGGUUUUUCUGCUGUUGCAAUGACUCUGAUUUAACGAGCCAGUCCAAUAGAGGGCUCAGUCCACAUAUAACAGCACCAAUAGGUUAAUUCUUCCAUGUGAAACAGUCGAACUCUGUUCCACAGGAUCUUCUGAACUGAUCAAUACGGUCUUUAUUUUAUUGCUAUUUAAUUCAACAAAUACCUAGAGUAUACACUGCUUAGAAAAGUGGAUCAGGGCUUAGUAAAGUGUGAUUACAAUGUGUGAUCUUUUGUACAUCCUUGUCUUGUUCCUGAUUCAUGUGGAUUCGUUUCAAGUUUCUCUCCAUUUGACCUUUUGUAUUCUGUUAUUUUCUCUGUGUUAAAAUUGAGCUCAGCCACGCAUGGUGGCAUAGGCCUAUAACCUUUACUACAUAGGAGGUGAGGCUGAAUGAAAACAAAUUCAAGAGCAGCCUAGGUGGCUUACUGAGAGUCUGUCACAAAAAAUAAAAAAGGAAGAGGAGGAAAAGAAGGAAGUAGAGGAAAAGGGAAGAAGAAGACGAGGAGAAGAAAGAGGUUGUUGUUGCUGUGAAGUUUAACAUGAAAAAGGGGUGCUGGAGAGGUACUUCAGUGGGGGAGCACAUGACUAUCAUUGACGCCCAGACCCCAGAUUUGAUUACCAGCACUACAAGAACUAAAUGGAAAAAAGAAGUACAUUUUUUUAAGUUGGUCAACCUCUCUUUUCAUUUUUUCAUUGUUUUCCCUUGAGAAAAUACAUUAUUUUUGAGAAACCUAAAAUUAAGAAAAAUUAUAAAAAUUUUAUCAUUAAACUUUACUGUGCCCUCUUCCUGGACUGUGUACUCCAGAUACUGCUUAUUCAACAACUCUCUAGGAAAUGAUUUUGGGAACUGAAGAGUGCUGAGCAUAUAUUGCCUCCAAAUCUAGCUAACACCUGAUAGUUUCAAAAUGAUUAGGUGAGUUGAACUCUCACUCAGGAGCCUGAGAUGGGAGGGUUGCUUGGCCAGGAGUAUAAAGCCUGCUUGAGCAGAACAGCAAGAUGUUAUUUUAAAAAUUUAUGUAAUCUAGGGGCAAAAGUGAAACUUCAAUGUUAAGUCAAUCUUAAGAUGGUUAAGUGUACACUGCUUGCCUGCAGCUCUUGCAAAGGACCCAAGAUAAGUUCUCAGCAUCCACAUUGGGUAGCUCACAACUGCCUGUAAUUCUAGUUCCUGGGGAGCUGAUUCCCUACUUUGGCCUUUGCAGGCCACUGCACUCGUGUGCACACACCCGUAUGAGUAUGCUCUUUCUCUGCAAACUAACUUCAUAGCAAUGGAAAGACCUGUGGUGUCUCCCUAUGCCCAUUUUAGGAGGACACUGAAGCUGGUCAGAGUGGCGAAUUCACCUGGUGUCCUAUUAUAUCUGUGAAUCAGUCUAGCCUUUUUCCUCUGCAUUCAUUACAUGGCUGUCUUUUAUAGAGUCAUUACUGAUCAGGCUUUUACUAACCAGCUGUUUUGUGAUGACUUUUGAUGCAGAUUUGCAUAGCCUUAGAUGAUCAGGUUGUGAGGCAACCUGCAGGAAGACACAUGCUGCUGGCCUCCUCUCCAUAGCCUGCCUCUCCUUCCUUAGGAGAAUCACUAGCCAGGGGACAUAAGUAUUCUCUUCAGUUUUGUUGUUGUCGUUUGAUUGAUUGUUUUCUUGACUUCGUUUUGUCUUCUGAGGGGAUAAGUAGAAGUCCCUGAUUUGUUUUAUUUUUUAAAGCUUAUUUGUUUUAUGUAUAUGAUUACUUCGUCUUUAUGCACACCGGAAGAAAGCAUCUGAUCCCGUUACAGAUGGUUGUGGUUUUGCUUAGUCUCUCUCUGUGUCUGCUUUCUUCACUUGCAACUUAAACAUAAUAUUGUGUGCUCUGAACAACCUGCACACUCCACUUACCAGCCAGCACACAGAGAUCUUACUUUCAACUGAUGGAUGACAGGUCCUGAGGAAGUGCAUGUGCUAAUAACUUGUUGAAAGACCCUUUUUGACUGCUUGUUACAGUUGCACCUUCCCCGCACCUCCUUGUUCAAAGGGGAUCAUUCUAUUUUCUUUCUGGUAUCUUGAAUUCUAACCAUAAAGCAUAUUCACUGCCUGUACUUUUACAAAAUACUUUAUGAAGACCACAUGUACUCUCAUGUCAAAGUCAGAGCCCAAUAAUCGGAGUUAUUAAUUGAAUUCAGGUCUUGAUAGAAGAAACAGGUACUGAGGAUAUAGCUCAUUGAUAGAGUGCUUGCCUAGCACAUGUGAGGCCCAGAGUUCAAUCCUCAGUUCCAUUAGUAAGUAAAUAAAUAAGCAGAUAACAGAAACAAGUAAUGCUGUGAAUAUUAACCAGCUUUGCAGUUCCUUCAUCGAUAACUGCAUUGUGUCAGACAGACUUUUCUUCUCAUUGCUGAUGGUGUUAUUAUUAUAAACACUUUAUAAUAAUAGAUCCAUUUAUUCAUCCAAUAUGCAUAGUUAUUUAUUUGAAUUCUCUAUAGAUUUUCAUCUUUGUCUUGCUUUUAAGAUUCCAUCACAACCAGGGCUUGGUGAUUUAUGCAAAUUAUAAUGUAUGGAGUAGUAAGGUAAAUAUCUUUGUUUGUUUGUUUGAGGUAGGGUCUCAAUAUAUAUGGCCUGGAACUCACAGACACCCACCCACCUGCCUCUGCCUCCUGAGUGCCCAGCCUGCAAGCAAGUUCUUUAAGACUAGAACUCUUGUGUUCUUAGUCUUGUGGCUUAUUUAACUUGGUUUUGGAGGACAAGCAAAACUCAUUAGUUCAUUUCAUUGUUUUUAAAGCACACGCUUUAUAUAAUGGAUUUAAAAUAUCAGUUGGUGACUGUUAGACUUUUUAAUAACACAAGGAAAGGUAUUGAUGACAGAUGUCAAACUACCUGAAAUAUGCCCAGAGAUCAAAGUCCCUCCGAUGGCUCUAAAAUGCCUCUGGUGAUCUUAGGUCUGCAGGGUCUGCUUUGACUCAUUCCUUAUCAAAGUAGGAGGUUUGGGCAGUGGUGUCAGGAGGCUCUGGGCUUGUUUCCUUAUUUCUCCUUUGUUCAGAACCCAUGCCAUCUACCUUCCUUCAUUUCCUCCACAGAAACCCUGUAUUUCCAUACCCAUAACUAUGGAGCUGCAUAAUAAUUAAACACAACCUUUAAGAAAACGGAGUUUUCAUUAAAGUUCUGUUGGGGAUCUGAGCUGCCACAGGACAGAUGCUGCUAGAAGCAGAGUAUUAUUAGCAUCAGUAAUAAUUGUAAUAAAAGCAUGCCUCGUUCUCUUUUAAAGAUGUAGAUAUUACAUUUUUUUCCAUUCCGCAUAGCUCAAGGGAAACGUGGGUGUGAACACUUCAAGACACUUUCACGUCCUCAAGGGAAAACCCUGAAGUGAAGAGAGUUAGAAUUAAUAUCCACAUCAGUUCCUAGAGCAAAAUGCCUGACACAGAAUAACGAAGCAAUUUCCCACCCUCUCCUAGUAGCUUGUAGGUGAGAGUUCCCAGCGAGAUCCCCUGGGCUGGAAACAAUGACAAAUUUCUGACUUUGUAGGUUGGUUUGGUUUUUUGUUUGUUUGUUUGUUUUGUUUUUUCCUGAGACUUCUUACAUAUGACAAGAUCCCUGCUGCCUAGCAACCUCCUGCACACUGAGCUGAACCAAGGAGCAAAAGGCAGAAAAAAAGGUCUUGGCCACACCCGGGAGGUUUUUACAUUCCACGUGCGGAAGCUCCUCAGUUCUUUUCAGUGGGAAGCUGUCCAGCCUAGUAUUUAUUAUUCUUAAUUAAAUCACAACUUGGAUUUGUGUUAAUAAUGUAGUUUUCAAGCGCCCAACAGAUUAAGGAGCAGGAAACAUAAAAUGUAGUUAUUGCAGAGAAUAUGCAGAAAUGAAAGAACACAGGGAGGAAACUAAGCUAGGAACCUGAAUGACUGGCAAAUGGACACACCAGAUGUAGAAAUACCCAUAACAGAGUCCAUAAAUAAAUAGACUCUAGGCAGGAGUGCAUAGCUUUACAAAACUGUUUUACUCUUACUAUGAUAAAGCCAGAUUUUAGUUAAAAUCAUGUCUGUGUGAACUAAGAAUAGGUACUCUGGUUCUCUCUGACCUGUCUUACAACUACAACCAUUAUUGCUUUUAUCUGAAUAAGAUGCACUACUUUUGGCUGCCAGUAAUUUUUUUUCCUGAUGAUCACACAAACUUCCAUUGUCUGGGUUUCUUAACUGUGGCGUUGCUUCUUGCAGCGUGACAUGUCCAGAGCGUUUGCUGGACUGUGCUCAUUGGCUUCUCUAACCCUAAAGACACUUGGUGAAGAACAUUGUUUAAUUAUAUCCCAGCCAUCUCCCAGGCAUGCCCUACAGAGGAGCCUGAGUAUGGUGGAAACCAUCCGUGCUAGAGGAAGGUUUGAUUUUCAAGAUUUAAACUCCUAAUACUAGUUUCUGAUAAUUAUCCCCUGUGAUGAAUUUUUUUUCCCUUGUAGUUACCUAAUUGUCUGUUUUGGUAGAACAGCAUAGUUUUCUCCAGCAUAGACUUUUCCAAGUCCACAGAUAUUUCACAAGAAAGUCUCCUCGAAGGCAUGCUGCAUUGGUCUGGCAUGCUCUCUUCCAAUUCAUGAGUUCAGGCUUACAUCGACCCAAAUAACUUUGUUUCCUGUACUAUUUUUAAUCUAUCGGUAAUUGAUAAAAGAAAAUCCAUGGACAGCUGCUAACUCAAGCAAGUUUUUCAUUCCCAGAUUAGUCAGAUUUCCCUUUCAUGUAUAAAGGUGACCACCCAGGACUAGCUACUGAUAGGGAAAUUUUAUUGCAGGCCACUGCCAUACUUAGCAGUUUUGUUUUUUGUUUUUAAACACACCAGCAUACACCGAGGGACACAAGGUUUUAUGAACUCCUUUAAGUGACACCAUGUGGUGUCACUGCCUUUCUUUCAAAGCAUGCCUGCAGAGAAUCUCAUGGGUGUGAGGUAUUGUCCAAUUAUUAAAGAAAUAAAGCAAAAUAGCUGAGAGUCUGUCCAUGAGGAACAUGCAUUCUACCCCCGAGGAGAUUGCAUUAAUCUGCGAAGCCUCAAGCAAAUACCAUUCUAGAACAUCUGGGCCCUGGAAGAAGGUUCAGAGAAUGUCCUUCCCCACAGAUUCUGAGCUCUGGUGAGGAAGGAAGAUGAUCAGCCUAAAUGCAACCUUCCUGUGCUGCCUUGUGAUGAUUUCAACAAACACUGGGCAAGAAUCUGGUUUUGAAAGAAUCCCCCAGCCCAGAGGGCAGAGGGGCAGUGGAAACUAAUCAAAUGCCCCAUUUCUCUUUGCGAAGAUGACUAUGGAAAUCCUCUUAGCUUUGGGCAAACUUCCUUUACAGAGCUCAGUCUCUGCAACACCACUGUUCAUUCAUUCUCUGAUGCUCAAGACACGGAGAUCUGAGCCACCUGUCCCUCUGAGCAUGUAUGUGCCACCUUUGGAAAUGGUGCCCUAUCACUUAGGACUGAAUUGACAAAUCUAAGAACCAGUUACUGGAUCACACAAGCCAAAGCCAAAGCCAACCCAUCACACCACUAAGUUCUCCUUAAGGUAGUCCAUUCUGCAGCCUCUGCCAGUCUAAAUAAUUGUGCUUGCCUCAGCCAUACAGAUAUAGUCUAGUGACCUCUGUGGAGAUCUGGGAGUACCACCAUGGGUGCUGGAGUGAUUGGGUGUGGGAGACAUAACUGUCUGGAAAGAAAAAGCAGUGCUCACAGAGGGGUCUCCAGGAAACCCUACUAUACUUGGAGGUCCACACAUAGCUGCCCCUUUGCUGUUUGUAAUUUCUGACAAACUGGGUACUAUUAGUACUAUUGUUGAAUGAAGAUAGCAGUGGUGAAAUGCUAAGAAUGACCCUAAGUCUUCUACUGUUCUGAGACUAACAGUGAGUUUGCUCUUUUUGUAACAUCAACUCUGCCAUCUUAUGGAGAGGAGUGGAAACAGCAGAGCAUUUUGCUCCGUGCCUGCUUUAAAAUGACAGGUUGUAACACCUUCUGCCUACUUCUAGUUGCUCUUAAACCAUUAACAAUUUACCAGCAAAAAUAUUUGUCCAAGAAAAAAUCUGUUUUUAAGAAUUCUCAGAUUGUUUGCUAACCAAGAUGUCUCUCAAACUUGGCACUAGAAUUCUAUGUAUAAACCUCAAGUGAUAUUUUGUAUUAAUACGAGUUUCUACUAUCACAUAACACUGUGAAGUAAUUUCUUUGUAUAUUAGUGUCUUUUCCUAUCAUUUCUUGAGCUACCAGGUGAAGUAAAUGAAAAUAAGUGAACUCUGUCAAGAAUUGCCCUGUAUAAUAUUGGUAGCCUGUAGAAAAGUGAGUCUUGUUUUUCUUACACAUUCAGAUGGUAACAGGACUUGUUUUCACAAGCUUACAUUUUACAUUUUAUGCUUCUACCUGUAUAUUAUACUCUACAGUUAUCAGAAUAUGUCAUUUAAUCCAUAUGUCUCUCUGAACACUGAUUCUGAGUAAGUUUACAAGUUAUUUGUAAUUACCUAUUAUUUUCAACCAUGAAUAAAAAUGUACAUUGAAAUAGAA